Messenger RNA from Mirounga angustirostris (Northern elephant seal), 9838 nucleotides. It is a transcript of the gene NUP210L, whose product is annotated as nucleoporin 210 like. The record is from RefSeq and is a predicted model, not a curated record. Gene Ontology annotation, cellular component: nuclear pore. Bases 491 to 6157 code for a protein of 1888 amino acids. The transcript has 41 exons. NCBI's taxonomy places the organism in Eukaryota, Metazoa, Chordata, Mammalia, Carnivora, Phocidae.
GUGGGUGGUAGCAACAGGAUUUAGUGGGGCUCGCACGCUGUGGAGCAGACCCAAACUGGGCUCGAAAGUCAGCUCAGAGAUUCGUACUCGUGUGUCCUGAUGUAAAUAAUGUGGUUUCCCCAUCUGUAAAAUAAAGGCACGGACCAGUGCUGCUUGGAAAUUACGGCACGACCCAUUUUUGGCUAGGAACCGAACACAGGGUAGGCAGCAGAGGAAAUGAAACCGGGAGAGGUUAGCACUGCCCAGAUGUUCCGCUGCUUUACCGUGAAAAAGAUCUGCCGCCGGAGAAGUUCCCGGGAAGUUGCCCUCCGAGCGGCGGGCCCGCCUCGCCUCGCCGCGCGCCGCCGCGACAAGCGCUCCCUGCAGGAACUCCCACAAUUCCCAGCCGGGGGGAGGCCCCGCCUCCCGCGACGUCGCGCCCGCGGAUUGGCCGGCGUUGGGGCCGGGCCUCGACCGUAGAAGAGCGGGAACUGGAGAGCGGGUGGUCGCCAUGACGGGCUUUGGGGCCCCGCGUCUCCGGCGCGGCCGGCCGUUUGUGGGCCGGCCUGCCCCCGGCGUCGCGCUGCUGCUUCAGUGUUUGCUUGGGGCCCUGGCCAACAAGCUCAACGUGCCGCAGGUGUUGCUCCCCUUCGGCCGGGAGCCAGGCCGCGUGCCCUUCCUGCUGGAGGCGCAGCGGGGCUGCUACACCUGGCAUUCCACCCAUCAUGAUGCAGUAACUGUUGAGCCUUUAUAUGAAAAUGGCACCUUAUGUUCUCAAAAAGCUAUGCUCAUUGCUGAAUCUACCCAACCGAUACGCCUCAGCAGUAUUAUUCUUGCUCGAGAGAUAGUGACUGACCAUGAACUGCGCUGUGAUGUUAAGGUUGAUGUGAUAGACAGCAUUGAAAUUAUAUCUCGAACCCGGGAACUCUAUGUAGAUGAUUCACCACUGGAACUGAUGGUGAGGGCAUUGGAUGCUGAAGGAAAUACUUUUAGUAGUUUGGCAGGGAUGAUGUUUGAGUGGAGCAUUGCCCAGGAUAACGAAACAGCAAGAGAAGAAUUGUCUAGCAAAAUUAGGAUUCUGAAAUACUCCGAAGCAGAAUAUUCUCCCCCAGUGUAUAUAGCUGAGAUGGAAAAAGAAGAGAAACAAGGAGAUAUGAUUUUGGUGUCUGGGAUCAGAACUGGUGCUGCUGUUGUAAAAGUUCGAAUUUAUGAGCCGUUCUAUAAGAAAGUGGCAGCAGCAUUGAUACGUCUGCUAGUUUUGGAGAAUAUAUUUCUUAUACCAUCCCAUGAUAUUUAUCUCUUAGUAGGAGCAUAUAUUAAAUACCGAGUUGCAAAAAUGGUGCAGGGAAGAAUGACAGAGGUGGGGUUUCCCCUAGAACACUAUACACUGGAAUUGCAAGACCACAGAGUUCCAUGUAACUGGUCUCUUUCUGGGAAAGUGGCUUUACUGGAUGAGAAAAGAGCUAUGGUGACUGCUGUCCAACUGGGCCAAACUAACCUUGUCUUUGUCCAUAAAAAUGUCCAUAUGCGAUCUGUGUCUGGACUCCCAAAUUGCACCAUAUAUGUUGUAGAGCCUGGGUUUUUAGAUUUCACAGUUCAACCUGGAGACCGAUGGAGUCUAGAGGUGGGACAGGUGUAUGUCAUUACAGUAGAAGUGUUUGAUAGAAGCAGUACAAAGGUCUAUAUUUCAGAUAAUCUCAGGAUUAUGUACCAGUUCCUAAGGGAGUACUUUGAAGAGCAGCUCACUACUGUGAAUGGAUCUUACCAUGUAGUAAAAGCCCUGAAAAGUGGUGUCGUGGUGAUAAAUGCAUCCCUGACUUCCAUCAUUUACCAGAAUAAAAAUAUUCAGCCUAUAAAAUUUCCAAUCAUACAUCAGCAAGAAGUGAAGAUUUAUUUUCCCAUCAAGCUUACACCCAACUUUCUGGCAUUUCCUCAUCAUCCUAUGGGAAUAUUAUAUCGGUAUAAAGUACAGGUAGAGGGUGGCAGUGGCAACUUCACUUGGACCUCUUCUAAUGAAACAGUGGCCAUGGUGACCACUAAAGGAGUGGUGACUGCAGGUCAGGUCAGGGGGAACAGUACUGUUUGGGCCCGAGAUGUACAAAAUCCCUUUCGAUAUGGAGAAAUUAAGAUAUAUGUCCUGAAACUGAACAAAAUGGAGCUGUUACCAUUUCAUGCUGAUGUGGAGAUUGGCCAGAUUAUAGAAAUCCCCAUUGCAAUGUAUCAUGUAAAGAAGGAGAACAAAGAAGUCAUCAUGUUCACAGACUGCUCUCAUUUAUUGUUGGAUUUGAACAUGGAUAAGCAAGGAGUCUUUACUCUUCUCAAGGAAGGUGUUCAAAGACCUGGGCCAACACACUGUUCUAGUAUACAUAUAGCAGCCAAAUCUCUAGGCCAUACCCUGGUAACAGUGAGUGUGACUGAGUCUGAAGAGUACUUGGAGAGCAGUGCCACAUUUGCUGCUUAUGAACCUCUAAAGGCUGUAAACCCUGUGGAGGUGGCAUUGGUGACAUGGCAGUCUGUGAAGGAAAUGGUGUUUGAAGGGGGCCCCCGUCCGUGGAUCUUGGAGCCCUCCCGGUUCUUUUUAGAGUUGAGCAUGGAGAAGACAGAGAAAAUUGAAUUAACACAAGUCCGGCUGCCAGCUAAAAGAAAACAGAACCAGUACAUCUACCGGGUCUUGUGCCUGGAUUUAGGGGAACAAGCUCUGACAUUCCGAAUCGGAAAUCACCCGGGUGUCCUGAACCCCAGUCCAGCUGUUGAGGCUGUGCAGGUACGCUUUAUGUGUGCCCACCCUGCCAGCAUGUCAGUAACCCCAGUAUACAGAGUGCCAGCUGGUGCCCAGCCGUGCCCUCUGCCACAGCACAACAAACAGCUGAUUCCUGUAUCAAGCCUGAGGGACACAGUUCUGGAACUGGCAGUGUUUGAUCAACACAGGAGAAAGUUUGAUAAUUUCAGUUCACUAAUGCUGGAAUGGAAAUCCUCAAAUGAAACACUAGCUCAUUUCGAAAAUUAUAAUUCAGUGGAGAUGGUAGCAAAGGAUGAUGGCAGUGGGCAGACUCGGCUACAUGGUCAUCAGGUCCUUAAAGUACAUCAGUUAAAAGGGACUGUACUCAUUGGAGUCAAUUUUGUGGGCUACUCAGAGAAGAAAAGUCCAGAGAAACUUUCCAACUUGCCCAGAUCUGCAGCUGUGGAGCUGCUUCUGGUGGACGAUGUAACUGUACUGCCCGAGAAUGCCACCAUCUAUAACCACCCCGAUGUGAAGGAGAUAUUUAGCCUUGUGGAAGGAUCUGGUUAUUUUCUGGUCAACAGCAGUGAGCAGGACAUUGUCACCGUCACUUACAUGGAAGCAGAAAGCUCUGUCCAGUUAGUUCCAGUACACCCUGGAUUUUUCACCUUGGAGGUCUACGAUCUGUGCUUGGCUUUCCUGGGUCCAGCAGUGGCCUACCUCAGGGUGUCAGACAUGCAGGAGCUGGAACUUGAUCUGAUUGAUAAGGUUGAAAUAGGUAACUCUGUGUUAGUAACUGUGAGGGUUCUUGGCUCUUCCAAACGCCCAUUCCGAAAUAAAUACUUCAGAAACAUGGAGCUUAAACUGCAGUUGGCUUCUGCCAUCGUCACCCUGACGCUAAUGGAGGAACAGGAUGAAUACUCUGAAAAUUAUAUCCUUCGAGCUGUCUCUGUUGGGCAAACCACACUUGUGGCUAUUGCCAGGGACAAGAUGGGGAGGAAAUUCACAUCGGCUCCUCGCCAGAUUGAGGUGUUUCCUCCAUUCAGACUUGUUCCAGAGAAAAUGACACUGAUUCCAACUAACAUGAUGCAGGUCAUGUCUGAAGGUGGCCCCCAGCCCCAAUCUAUCAUUCACUUCUCUAUCAGUAACCAGACUGUGGCUGUUGUGAAUAGGAGGGGGCAGGUUACAGGGAAGGUAGUUGGCACAGCUGUGGUCCAUGGCACCAUCCAGACAGUAAAUGAAGAUACUGGCAAAGUCAUUGUGUUUUCUCAGGAUGAAGUGCACAUUGAAGUGGUUCAGCUAAGGGCUGUUAGGAUCCUUGCAGCUGCUACUCGACUCAUCACAGCAACUGAGAUGCCAGUUUACGUCAUGGGAGUGACCAGUACCCAGACCCCUUUCUCCUUCAGCAAUGCCAACCCUGGGCUCACAUUCCACUGGUCCAUGAGCAAAAGGGAUGUAUUGGAUCUAGUACCCAGGCAUUCAGAGGUUUUCCUACAGCUCCCAGUAGAAAAUAACUUUGCCAUGGUUGUCCACACAAAAGCAGCCGGUCGCACCACUAUCAAAGUCAUUGUCCGCUGUAUGAACAGUUCCUCUGGGCAGCUUGAGGGGAAUUUGCUGGAACUGUCUGAUGAAGUUCAGAUCCUGGUGUUUGAGAAACUCCAACUGUUCUUUCCAGAGUGCCAGCCUGAGCAAAUUCUGAUGCCCAUGAAUUCCCAGCUCAGACUCCACACCAACAGGGAAGGGGCCGCCUUUGUGAGUUCCCGUGUUCUCAAGUGUUUCCCUAAUUCAUCUGUCAUCGAGGAGGAUGGCGAAGGGCUCCUGAAAGCUGGUUCCAUUGCAGGUACUGCUGUGUUGGAAGUCACUUCUAUAGAACCUUUUGGAGUCAACCAAACAACCAUAACUGGAGUUCAGGUGGCGCCAGUGACAUAUGUGCGGAUGAGCAGCCAACCCAAGCUGUAUGCAGCCCACGGGAGGACUCUGCCCGCCUUUCCUGUGGGCAUGUCUCUCACCUUCAUUGUCCAGUUUUAUAACAGCAUUGGAGAGAAAUUCCACACACACAACACCCAGCUUCAUCUGGCUCUGAACAGAGAUGACCUGCUACUUAUUGGGCCAGGGAAUAGGAACUAUACUUACGUGGCCCAGGCAGUGAACACAGGAGUGACGCUUUUGGGAAUCUGGGACCAGAGGCACCCAGGUGUGGCAGAUUACGUCCCUGUUGCUGUGGAGCAUGCCAUUGAGCCAGACACCCAGCUCACCUUUGUUGGAGAUGUCAUCUGCUUCAGGACUCACCUCCUCAACCACAAUGGUGAACCUGGGAUAUGGAUGAUUUCUGCUGACAACAUUCUACAGACAGACACUGGCACUGGAGUGGGAGUGGCCAGGAGUCCAGGAAUAACAACAGUUUUUCAUGACAUCCCAGGAGUGGUGAAAACAUAUCGAGAGGUGGUGGUCAAUGCAUCAUCAAGAUUAACACUCAGUUAUGACCUCAAGACCUACCUCACCAAUACCCCCAAUUCAACUGUGUUCAAGCUCUUCAUCACCACUGGCAGAAAUGGUGCUAAUCUUAAAGGAUCCUGUACCCCAAGUCAGGCCUUGGCCAUUACAACAAUACUUCUUCCUGAGACCCUCGUGCUGUGCCAUGUGCAGUUCAGUAAUACUUUGCUAGACAUCCCAGCAAGCAAAAUCUUCCAUGUCCAUGCAGGUUUCAGCAUGGAGAAAGGGGUUUAUGUCUGCCUAAUCAAGGUUCGACCCCAGUCAGAAGAGCUGCUCCAGGCCCUCAGCGUGGCUGACACCUCAGUCUAUGGGUGGGCCACACUGGUCAGUGAACGGAACAAGAAUGGAAUGCAAAGAAUCCUCAUUCCUUUCAUCCCAGCCUUUUACAUCAACCAGUCAGAAUUGAUUCUUAGCCACAGACAAGACAUCGGGGAGAUAAGAGUGCUGGGGGUGGACAGAGUUCUUGAGAAGCUAGAGGUCUUCCCUAGCUCCCCAGUUCUAGUGGUCUCUGGCCACAGGCAGUCUUCCCUCACGCCUGGCCUGGCUGUCUAUCCCGUAAGAGCAGUCAACUUCACCUCCCUUCAGCAGAUGGCAUCACCCAUUUUCAUCAAUAUUUCCUGUGAGCUCACCAGUCAAAGUGAGGCUGUGCUAGUGAGAGCUCUGAAGGAUAAGUCUGGUGCAGAUCAAUGUGAAGAUUCAGGUAUCCUCCAGAAGUUCCUGGGUUCUCACCAGGCCAUCCUCUUUACCCUCUUCACAGUGCUGGCAUCAACAGCUUUCAUCUUUCUAGCGUAUAAUGCCUUCUUAAACAAGAUACAGACAGUUCCAGUUGUUUAUGUACCAACUCUAGGAACACCACAACCAGGUUCUUAUACCUCCACCACACGUUCUCCCCCACCUUUCAUGAGUCCACAACCCCCAGCAGGCCCGAGACGGCUACAACACUGGCUAUGGAGUGUAAGGCACUAACCUCCACUUGGACAAAUCCCCUCAACUGUAGAGGACUGGAGCCAUAAGCCCCCAAACUAGAUAGGCUUCUGAAAACUGUAAAUAAAAGAUCCUAAGCUGUUCUGCGCCAAGGUGGUAUGUUAAAGGUUAACUGUCAAUUCUUUUUUUUUUUUUUAAUAUUUUUUUGGCCAAAUUGGUUUCUUUUGGCUGUCUUUUUUUUUUUAAGAUUUUAUUUAUUUUUGAGAGAGAGAAUGAGAGACAGAGAGCAUGAGAGGGAGGAGGGUCAGAGGGAGAAGCAGACCCCCCGCCGAGCAGGGAGCCCAAUGCGGGACUCCAUCCAGGGACUCCAGGAUCAUGACCUGAGCCGAAGGCAGUCGCUUAACCGACUGAGCCACCCAGGCGCCCUGAACUGUCAAUUCUUAACGCUAUGAAAACAUAAAAGUGAAAGAAAAUGUCCAUUUACAUAGUAUCCCAUGUUUUUAUCAAGUUCCAAAGAUUUACUCGGUGAGCCUAGCUGGACAGAAAUGUCCCAAAUAGACUUAAGUACUUGGCCACUUACUUGCCCCAAGUGACUCUAGCAGUCCACUCCUCUGGUUGCCCCUGAGUACUUGAGGUAGGAACUUCCUAGCAGUAAAACAAAGACAAUGAACGGGACGUAUCCAAAAUCUGUUUAUUGGGAUAGUGUCGCACUCAUCUUGAUUCAGGGUGCUUUUAGUGCUGCUUCCGCCUGAAGGAGCAUCCUGGAAGAAGGUGGUUCCGAGGUUACUUAGCCUGCCCCACCCCCACAAAACAUCACACCCACAAGAAAGCUGCAUCUUUACUUUCCUUCUAAGCCUGUAGCUACCACUUCAGUCGUUUAAGAAACUCACCACUACCUCAAACGAAGACCCUUUUAGGACUCCUCCGCCUCAGCUUUAAACCUCAGCGUUACUUUUUUGGGGCAGGAAGGCGUGUGGACGAACGACUUCCAACUCCCCACCACCUUUAGGGGACCCCGGUCGUCCAGCAGCUCACCUUCUGUAAGCCUUGCUUUUCCUCCCGUGGGCUGGCAGAGGACAGUGGAGCAGCCGACGCACAGAACUACCGUUUGCGCGUGGCUAAAGACGGUGGUGAUCUUGUAGCAUCCUGGGAAGGAGCACCGAGCAGCAGGGGCUUAGGACCUUUACUUCCCGCCCACGCCUUUCUCUGCUCGAGCGCAAGCCCGCGUGCGGUAACGGUCGGGACACGACGUCCCGCCCCCCGCCGUCCGCCGUCCCCUCGAGACGCGCACGUUCAAGCCCGCUCGGAAGCGGUCGGGCCAGCCAUGCCCCCGCCCCCGGGGGCCCACCAUCUCGCCCGCCAGUCGUCGCCGUCCCCGUCCCCGCGGGCGGCGCCCCUCACCCGGGCACUUCACGUCCAUGAAGUAGGAGUUGGGGCUCUGCACCAGGCGCUUCUUCUUGUGCUUCCUCUUCUCCUCUUCCGGGGACGGGUGCAGGAGGUCCUUCGCGAGCUACAAGGGGCAGACAGGCGCGGUCAGGGCGCCGGCGGCCACAGGAGCAGCAGCCCCCUCCGCCCGGCGUCCACAGCGGGGCCGCCAUCUUACCCCCGCCCCGGGCCGCGCGCCGCCCGCCCCCGCGCCCGCCGCCCGCGGCCCGAAGCCCGCGGCCGGCCCCCGCGGCCCGCACCGGCGGAGGGGCGCGCGCGCGCGGGAGGCGAGGGCUCCGCCGGGAGCCGGGCCGAGGAACUCACGGGCAUGUUCUCGUGGGGAGGUCGUCACCGCCGGAAAGGAGCGAAAGCGGAAAUCCUGCCGCUUAUAUCCGCCGCCAGCCGGAAGUGACGCGCGCGCGAUCGGCAGCCAUGCCGGAGUCCGCGCGCCGCCUCCACCAGAAACGGACGCCUCCGUGCGGGCGGCUUCCGACGGGGCUUGCUGCGCCGCGCGGGGGGGAGCGCAUUAACAGGGUCGGCUGAGGAAGACGGCGCGGCCGAGCCAUGCCCAGGGCUUCUCGGUGGGUUUACUUUGCCGGUUACCAACUCAGAGUGUAAAAACAGGAGAAGGAAGCCCUUCCAUCGCCCGUUUCCGCAGCCUCCUGCGAGGGUGAGCCGCCGUUGAGUUUUGUCGUCUUUCCAGUCUGUUUCCUCUAUGACGGCGACGUCAGACCCUGACGUAGUGCUGUCUGUGGGCAGCGCUGCGCCUGCUCCGCACGGUGUGUCGGGCGGACCCUGCGGAGGGACGCCCAGCGCAGUCCAAGAAGCCGCCCGAGGUCCUGCCAGCCCGCCGUCCGAGUCGGCGGCGCCACUUUACAGCCCCACAGCCCUUCCCGCAGAUCUGCAGCAGCACGCACGCUUGACAGGACGCCUGAAGACCGAAGCAUCAUCUUCUCUAGUCGGACGCAGCGUUUAGAAUGUCGCUGUGUCAUAAGGAGGAUCGAAGGUGACUCGAAUGGUAUCUUGGAAUCACGGGAAAGGCACGUGAGUCCCAGUCAGGGGCGUGCUGGCCCAGGUCAGUUUCAGUGCUGUAACUACCCCACCGUGGCCGAUUUCACACUACCGGUGUGACAUCGUUAAACACGGCGUUGGUAAGAGAGAAGCACAGUUUGUUCUCGUGGCCAGCAAGAACCGGUCGCAGCACACCCCUGAGGGGCAGAAGAUCCCCCGAGGAAGUGACAUUUAGGCUGAGUUCUGAAGGGGUAUCAACCAAGCAGCAGCCUGGGAGAAAAGCAUCCUGGGCUGAGGAAGAGCUUGUGAAGACAAAACCAAGGCCAGAACGAGCCUGCCGUCAUUGAGGGAGGGAGAGGCAUGGUUGCCAAAGCUCUGAGAGCUAAGGGCAAAGCUUACUGGGCUUAGGUUCCGGUGACAGCUGGUGUACAGCAUAAGCACUGUUCGGAGAGGUGAGCACCGCACACACCACGCUCUGGGGAUGAAGAGUCCAGAUCCAGGCAAAAUGCGAAGAAAAAGAAUUGAUGGGUUUUUAUCGGAACAAUUCAUGAAAGCUGAAGGAUUGGUAGGAGGGGGCGCCUGGGUGGCUCAGUCGUUAAGCGUCUGCCUUCCGCUCUGGCCAUGGUCCCAGGGUCCUGGGAUCGAGUCCCACAUCGGGGUCCCCGCUCGGCGGGGAGCCUGCUUCUCCCUCUUCUGCUCCCUCUGCCUGUGCUCUCUCUUUCUCUCUCUCUGUCAAAUAGAUAAAGUCUUUAUGAAAAUAAAUAAUUGGUAGGAGGUGGUUCGACCUGUGAGGAGAAAUAGAGAAGACUCAAGGUUUGUGAUACGGCCUGAAGACAGUGGGAGGUGAGAGGAUGGACAAGAGGGGGAUUGAAUAGCUGUGUUUGAGAACGGGCAAGCAUGGACACACAAGAUGACAAGGAUGAGCGAAGUAACAAAAGAUGUCUUCUCAGAACCGGUACAUUGCACAAGGACAAUUCUACUGACCCACUAUUAGAAAAGCAGAUAGUUUGAAUAAUUUUUUUCCAAAGACAAAGAUAAACUUGUUCUUUGUAGCCGUGUUUUCCAUACUUCAGCUUUUUCGUUGCCUUUUCACAGCCCUUUCAGUGUGGUGUCAGGAGGGCAGCCUCAGGGCGGUCUUAAAGAUCCAUCCCUCAUCAAAAGAAUGAAACCAGACAUUUAUAGUCCCGUUUAUGUCUUCCUGAAACUGGCUUGUCAGAGAAAUCACAAAUAGGGUCCCAGAAGAUUUGAAUACUGUCGUUAAUAAAGCCCAAAUGUGUCUCAGUGAAA